AUGGCCAGCACCGGCUCCGCGCCCGGGGGCGCGGGCCCGGGCUCGGGCACGGCGCUGCCCACCCGCUUCCAGGAGACAGAGAAGCUGCUGUCGGCGACGGAGGGCCGGGAGGAGAAGGGCCUCCGCGGCUCCAAAUCCUUCACGGCAGCCUUGCCCGGCGAGACGGAGCGCAACGGGCACGGGCUCGGCUACAAGUCGGUGUCGGUCGGGCACCUGGAGGCGCCGCCGCUGUCGCCGUCCCGACUGAGCCUGGGCAGAGCCUCGUCCACGGCCACCAGCACGGCGGCCCCGGAGCAGGGCCGCCCUCGGGACUACCUGGUGCUCGCCAUCUUCUCCUGCUUCUGCCCCGUCUGGCCCAUCAACAUCGUGGCUCUCGUCUUCUCCAUCAUGUCGAGGAACAGCGGCCAGCAGGGGGACACGGACGGCGCCCGGCGGCUGGGACGCAUGGCCAGGCUGCUCAGCAUCGUCUCCAUCGUGCUGGGGACCAUCAUCAUCGUGCUCUACAUUUCACUCAGCAUCAGAGCUUCCUAGAAGACGUUUCAGCAUGCAAAUACCUUGAAGAGGAGGAAGACAACUUUCCUUUUGGGGUUUUUACUUUCAGCCUUGCAACAAAACAAAAAAUUGUCACAGUGUAGGUGGGCAGCCCUAGACAGUCUGCUCUGGAGCGCCGUCGGAAGGAACGCAUGCUUCAAUUCACCGCCUCCUGGGAAUGAGCCUGGGCCAGGGACGGGAUAAAAAUCACCCUGAGGAGCAAUGGGAGAGGCCACUGAGGAGAGGAGAGGAGAAGGGGGAGAUCCACUACCUCAUUCCCCUCCAGCAGAACUCACGGAGUGGGGAGACAACUAAAGUGCAAGAGGAGGAGAGAGUCUCCAGAAGGAAGCUGGUUUCGGAAGGAAGACACAAGGCGAGAACGGGACGUUUUUGAGGAGUCCUCCUGAGAAUUUUGGCACAAGUCACUGGAUUUUUGGGGGGUCGUUGGUUUUUAAAUCGUCAAAUUCUCUGUCUCUACAAAAACAAAACAAAACAAAACAACAGAAACAAAGCUCAAACUGCCAUCAGGAGCUGAGAGCUGUUCCAGGGAGGAGGAGGGAGAGCAGAGCUGCAGCAGGACCACGGCUCUGCUCCGAACGAAACGCAGCCGCCAAAGCUGGAGGAUGUGGUGGGUGCUUUUGUAUUUUUGAUGAAAAAAAAAAAAAAAAAAGAAAAAAAAGAGACAAUGACCAUUUGCAUGCCUUUGGGAAUGUUCUCCAUGUCUGUUCCUACAAGCUCUUUUAUCACUUAGGGCAGAUCUCAGAGCUGGCAGAGGAGGAUGUUGCUGCAUGAGAACCCCGGACUCCUCCUCACCCCCAUCCCAUGGUGGGCUUUUUAAAGGAAGGCAAAAUCAGGCGUUCCCUGUGAAACCACACCUUUCUCUGUGCACCCAAAGGGAGGUUAGCACCCCUGGCACUGAGACAAGAGCCUGGUUAAUGCCCAGCAGCAGCACCAAGGCACGGAGAGCCCCUUCUACCCACUCACACCCCGAUGCCACGGCACACAGAGGCUUCAGCGUGAUCCAGCCCCCACCACUGCCAGUGCUCAUCCCCCCCAACCCUCUGGGGCUUCAGCUUGGGGCCUUCCAGGAGAUUUCCAAGGGCAUGAAGGAGUUUUAGACUCCUGCUCCUCUCCUUGCACCCCUCACACAGCUCUUCUCACACAGCUCUGAAAAUCUCCGGCGUCCCCGGAGCUGCCUGGGGGCAGUUCUGUCAGUCGUUGUAUUAUUUUUUAAUGUUUUGUAUUCACCACAACAAGAAAACAGACUCUGCUCCUCCCACUCUGUCUGUAGGCACCACAGGCCCUGCCAUGUCUUCCACAGCACCUGGCUCCCUCAGCCCAUCCCUGUGGGACCCAAUCCCCCUGGAGGCUCCAUCCAGCCCCAGCCCUUCUCCUGCCCGCUCUCCCCUCACUGCUGUGGGGGCUCCCUGGGCUUGGCCCUCUCCCCACCCACCCAGACUAUGCAAAGCUCCAUUGCCUGUGGUUUCAGCCAGGCUUUGUGACUUCUGGCCACGUCCACUGGCUCCCUGAGUCUCUUUGAUCCAAACUUUGGGGACACACGACCAAGAGCUGCUCUGCCUGACCUUUCUGUUGUGUCCAGCUGACAACCUGUGACCUGAGAGCAGAGACUGACUGAGAAAUGUUGUCCUGCAGGGCACUUCUGCUCCCUAACACCAAUCUCCUGAAAAACACCCCAAAUUUAGACCAAAUUCAAUGCUUCCCAGGGCUUGUCUGCAUGGAGAACCCACCAAAAGAAACCUCACAACAUGGUAACUGCUUGGCACUGACUCCUGCCCCGGGCUCUGAGUGGGCACAUGGCUUAGCACAGGGUAGGGGUGGGGUGUAAACCCUGUAGUUACUCUGUAGUAACUAAUGUGCAAAGCCAGGGACAUCUCUGUGAAAAUUCUCCUGUCACCUUUUGAUUGCUCCUCUUUCAAGUGGUUUUUUCCUCUCGAUGCUGUUUGAAUGCAGGGGGUGAGAAAGCCAAAUCCCCCAGACACGCUGUCAACAUGUUUCUCUCCACUGCAAGGGAUGCCAGGGGCUCACAGCAAUAGCACAUCACUACAGCACUUUCUUGGGCUCCAUUCCCAUCCACCCCUUUGCCAGCACUCCAUCUCAAACUGCUGGCAUCUAAAAUGGACCAAAUCUGCAACUUUUCUUUUGCAAUUUAUCUUUUGUGAGUUCAGCAGACAGGGACUGCUGAGCAUUGCUGGGUGGGAGCUCCCUCCUCCAUCCUCUGUCCAGGAACUCCUUCUUUUCCUCCUGAGCCCUUCAGAAACCCUCCCUUGGAUGGUCAAACUUUCAUUUUAUGGCUAUUGAAUUCCCAUCAAACCCCCCAAAUGUUUCCCUCUUUAACUCUUGGACUCAAAGGCUGCUUGCUGGGGAACACGUGGGGGUUUUUUGGAGCUACAUAAGGGCAGUGCUGCCUGUCCCUGAUUUCCUGCCCUUUGCCCUUGGAGCUGCUGGAAUUCAGCUGAUGGGAAAGCCCAGGAAGCUCCUCCUUGGGCAGGAAGGGCCCUUUUUCAGGGAAAAGUGCUGGAGGCAGUUCUAGGACUUGAGAGCCCUGAGCGUUUAUUAAGUAAGGAUUUAAAUGCUCUUUUAUCAUUAUAUAAAGCCUUUCAUCUAAAGUGCUUCUCUGCAUCCAAAGGAUUGAACCCUGCCACCCCCCACGAGGUGGGCUCACAUUACUGCUCUAAUUGCAGGGAUGGCAAAUGCUCAGGCACUGAGCAGCUCCCAAACCAACCCCCUUUUCUUUUCUUUUCUUCCUCCUCCUUAACACAACCAUGUAUGAGCACAGAUUUCCUUGGAAUCCGGGUUUUUUUCAGUGGGAUGUAAAAACUGUGCCCCACUGUGGUUCCAGAUGGGAUUCCUGCAGCCAGAGGAGGGAGGGGGUUUGUGAGGCAGCUGCACUGCUCCUGCCAGGAGAAUCCCAGGCCAGGGCAGCACAGAGCAGUGGAGGUACCAGGAUUCCCUUGGAUGCAGGAGAAGGCAGAAGAUUUCCCCAAAACCCAGGGGUGAUGAUUUCUUUGUGUCUCCUGUCUCAUUGGACAGCUCAGGUGAUGCUUCUCACCUCACUAUUAAGUCCAACAAAAAAGAACAGCUAAGACACUUGAAUCCCUUUCAUUCUAAAAUCUUCCUGAAUUGUACUGCACCCUUGAACUCAGGAUUUUUUUUCCUUAUCCUGCAUUUAAAUCCAGAGGAAAGCCUCUACAGUCAUCCCUGACAAAAUAUUUACUCUGCUUGUAACCUGCCUCUGCAGUGCUGGAGGAAUAAACUCUCCAGGGACACCCACAAAGUCCCUUGCCCUGCUCCCCACCAACUUCUCCACGUUUUUUGCAGCCUGUUCUGCAAAGUUUUUGCCACCUUGCUCUCCCCAUCCCCCAGGGCUCUUUCCCAGCCCAGCUCCCUCUUUGGCUCUUUUGGGGUGGAAUUUGCUCCUAUUUGUGCAGGAGGAGGCUGCAGAGCCCCCAGCCCUUGGCACACACUCACCUGGGCAGGGUUACAGGGAGGGGGAUGAUGGCAGAUCUUCAUCCUGAGGCCACCAGGCACAGUCUUGGCUGCAUCCCCCAGGGAACUCUCCUGACCUCAGCCUUUAGCACACAGGAGGGCAAACACAAAAGCUGUGCCGUGAGCCCUUCCCUCUCCAGCCCCACCCAGCAGCCCUGUUCCUUAUCCCCCAGCUCUUUGCCACCUGCUGCAGCCUCCUCUGAGCACACCCAUCGGAAUUUUCUGUGUUUGCAAAUAAAACAGGCACAAAAUCCUGGCCAGCUUCUCUCCCCUGGUGAAGGAAGGGUGAGAGCACAGUGAUAACCCAGCCCUACCUGCCAGGGAGGCUGAGCUGGUAGGAGGAGAGCUCUGAAGGGAUGGAGAAGGUGGGAAAUGUCUCUAAAUGUAAGCUGGAGUAGGAGUUACCAUCGACAAAUGUGGGAUGGAAAUCCUGGUGGGAUGGAAAUCCACGGGAAGGAUUCUCCCAGCAGAGCUGGGGCUGCUGGCACCUCCCUGGCACUGCUGUCCCUGGGCUUCUUUGCCUGGGUUUGGGGCAGAGCUGGGCUCUGUGGGGUGCCACAGAAAGGCUGCUGGCUGCAUCAAGGCUGCAUUGAAGCUUUAAGCUGAACCAGCAACAAACUUGGCUUGGUUUUGUAGCAGCUGCAGUGACCCAGGGUCAGGGAAGGGCUGGCCCGAGUCAGUGGGGUCACAGCAGCACCCUGCAGGCACCAAAGGGAUCUGAGCCCCACCAGGGGGAAGAAAGUCACCAAAGGACUUCAAAGUUGGCUGUGUUAGGGAUGGGUUUGCUUUUUCUGGCGGGUCUUUCACCCUGUUCCAGUUUCCUGCUCUGUCCCUGCUCUUUGCUGGUUUUACCACGCUGUCCCCUCAGCAUCCCCACCCCCGAAUUUGCUGUGUUAGGGAUGGAUUUGCUUUUUCUGGCUGGUAUUUCGCCUCUCCCUGCCCUUUGCUGGUUUUACCACGCUGUCCCCCCAGCAUCCCCAUCCCAGAGCUCUCCUGAGCCCCAGAGCUCUCUGUCCCUCCCUCUGUCCCUCCUGUCACCCGGACAGGUCCUGCUGCAAUGAGAUCUCAUCUCUGGGCUCGGGGAGGGCUCAGGGAGCUCUGACCCCGCUCCAGCCCGCACAGAUUUCUCCAUGCAGACACGGGGAGCAGAUCCUGCCUUUCCCCUGGAAUGGAAUCUCCGUCUCUGUUCACUCCGAGCCCAGGGAGAGGCUGCGGGGAGGCUCCCGCCGGGCUGGCCCCACCCUGGCCCUGCUUUGUUUCUGUCACAGAACCGCAGCCGGGGUUGCCCUUCGAGCUGAAAUUAUUCCGAUUUAAGCUCGUUUUCCUUUCAGUAUACAGCCGUCAAUUUUGGCAAAAACCAGAUAGGUUUGGACUGAAAAACUCCCCUGCUUGGGCCCAGUCCAAGGGGGUGUGGGGGGAUAGCAGCCUUUUCAAACUGGGAAUAUUUGUAAAGCAUUUGCUGACACCAGUAGGUAGAAAAAUUCCAACCUAUAAAGACCCAUCCAGGAUAAGAAACAUCAGAAAGGGAACGUGUGCAGGAUUCACCUGUAAGGCAGCCCUGACACCACCUGGGAGCCCUUAGAAGGUGCCAGGAUUUGAUCCUUGGCAUGGAAGUGCAGGGUCCAUCCCCCCACUGGGAGAGCCACAGCUCACACACAGCAUGAAUGCACCAGGAAUUGCAGCUGGGUGCUGCUCUUUGCUGACAAAUGUUUCUUUUUCUGCAGGAUGGUAUGGUAUAUCUUAUAUACUUUCUUUGUAUUUCUUGGCA
This is a messenger RNA of Haemorhous mexicanus (house finch), 5806 nucleotides long. It is a transcript of the gene TRARG1, whose product is annotated as trafficking regulator of GLUT4 (SLC2A4) 1. NCBI's taxonomy places the organism in Eukaryota, Metazoa, Chordata, Aves, Passeriformes, Fringillidae. The record is from RefSeq and is a predicted model, not a curated record. Gene Ontology annotation, cellular component: membrane. The transcript is spliced from 3 exons. The coding region runs from base 1 to 531 and encodes 176 amino acids.